AUUUCAGAAAAGCAAUUUGUCGUGCAUUCAUGAUCGACACGAAUACUUUUUGGCAUCUUCCAUUGAAAAUAAUUUUCUGAAUCAUAUUGAUGACUACGUUAUGCAACGUGUUGAAAUGAAGAAUUAGACGUUUAGGUCAUAUGUGUUACUGGUGUUGAAAUGGCUUCCGCCUUGAUGUCAGAAAAUGAAGCAAACAUUUUUAUGUUGGGAAAAUUGAUUGUUGAUCAUGGUGGUGAAGCUUUGAGAAUAACCUUGAGAAAACAAAUGUCAGGAAUAAGUCAGCAAAAAAUAGAUCAAUUAAACAAGGAAAGAAUUCAGUUGAUUGAACGUAUAAUGAAUAUACCUGUGGUACAGGCAGGCCCCCGUUUUGAAUUUGGAGCCGAUAUUUUGACCAAAAACCUUGUAAGUUGUACUUUUGAGAGUGAAAUUAGUAAUCAUUAUGAAACAUUUUUACAUGGAACACGGGAAUGGGUUUUUGAUGAGUUUUUAGCUUGGUUUGAAGACAAUACUUCUCAAAAUCGUGCAUUUGUUAUUUCUGCUGUUGCUGGAAUGGGUAAGUCUGUAAUUGCAGCUACUUUAUGUAAGCGUUAUCCAAGUUAUUUCGCUGCAGUUCAUUUCUUUCAACACAAUGACAGUCGUUUCAAUGAUGCCAAUGUACUUCUUCAAUCUUUAGCUGGGCAAAUUGCUCGUAAUUUUCCUGCUUAUGAAGAACUUUUAGAGGACACACUAAGAAAUCUCUCAGAACCUCUGCGUGACAUGAAUGUUGAAAGACUAUUUUCCUUUCUUUUUACUGAGUUGUUUGAAAAAAUCACGAAAUUUCCUAAGCGGACUUUAAUUAUGCUGGAUGCGCUAGAUGAAUGUGGUUAUCCAGAAAGCCUUCUCCUGGCUGAUUUGUUAGAUAAUCAUUUGUUCAAACUUCCGCCUUGUUUUAACUUUGUAAUCACAACAAGACCUAACAAAGAUUGUAAUAUCAUAUUUAAAAAACUAAAUCCGCUCUUCAUCAAUUUCAGUGAUGAUGAUAACUUGAAUGAUGUAAAAUUACUAAUUGAAGAAAGAACUGGCCCCACUAACAGAGUUUCACAUCUUAAGAAAAAUUUGCUAGAAAAGUCUGACGGACUUAUGUUGCUUGCAUCACUUCUCUCCAGUAAAAUUAAAAAUCAGGAUUCGUUUAAUGGAUCCAUACCAAAGGAUCUCAAUGAAUAUUACGAAAUUUCCAUAAAAAGAAUAAGUGACGAAUUAGAUUCAUUUCAAAUCAGUAAAGAAAAAUUUCAGUCACUUUUAAAUGCAUUAGCAGUUGCUAAAGAACCCCUUCCUCGGGAAUUAGUUGAGGACAUACUUGAUUUCAAUUGCCUUUCAUCUGUGGUUAAAGAAAUUAUGUUGUGCCUUUUUGCUACCAAUGAAGAAGGACAUGUGUCGUUUUUCCACAAAUCUUUAUCUGAUUGGCUGGAUGGCGAGUGUAAACAUAAUCACUCUGUUAAUACUACUGACGGUAAUCGAGUUCUUUUAGCGUUUUGUUCAAGAACUUUAGACAAUCUCAAAGCUGUCGACGUAGACUACAAUAACUUCGUUACACGGGCGUCAGUAAUGUAUUCAGUGAAAUAUUGGUUUCUUCAUAUGCUUGCUAUUUGUGAUAAUGAUCAUGUCAUUGAAUACGUUGGUAAAUAUCUUGUUGACUUAGAUGUUUUACUUGCCUCUGUAUCGAUUGAUAGACAUCGUACUUUGGAAAACUUUCGUCUUAUAAGCUCUCAUAACAUAUACUUUCAUCUUUCUGAGGGCACUCGAUUGUUAUUUAAUGACAUUUAUUGUGUUAUUACGAGGCGUUUCAUGAAUUCCAUAAUUUUUUUGCAGUACGUUAUCAACGAAAUCAAAGAUCUUGCGCCAAAAGCUUCCACAAUGCUUCAAACACGUUUCAGAGAGUCUUAUGUUGAGCGCCUCGAUACGCAUUUUGUAUUAACUCCACUUUUACGUUUAGCGCGAAACUUGAUUUCAGUAAAUGUAUCGCGAAAAUAUGACUAUGUCGUCUGUGGUUAUGAAGGGUUCAUAGUGCAACUUUUUUCUCUGACAACAAACAGGUGUCUAUGGAUAAAAGAUAUAUCUGAUCAGCUAAGUCUAAGUGAGUUGAAAGGAUUUUGCGUUGUCUUUCAUCCUUUCACCGAUCUGAUUUUCGUUUCCCGAUUGGAUAAAGUUCUAAAUGUAGACAGGAAAGUUGUCUCUAGUCCUUUUCAUUGUGAUCAUUCAACUUCUAAGUUCUUUACCAACAGUUGUUUUUCCAAGGAUAAGUAUACAAUGGUCACUAGUUACAAAGAUAAUUUGACUGUAUGGGACGUUGAGAAAGGUGAGAAGAUGCACAGUGUUAUAUGCAGCAAUGUGACAUCCCUGUGUUUUUCCAAUUCAAAAAAAUAUUUGGGUGUUAUUGAUGAAAAAAACGUAUUUCAAACAUUUGACGUAACGAAGGAUUAUAAGUUAUUUGAUUCUUCACCUUUUGAAAAUGAUGCAAAGCGCUAUCGCUAUUAUGAUAGAAAGCUUCGUAUUCUUUCCACUGUUGGUCUUCAUUCUUGGUCUUGUGCUUUGUCUGAUAAUGACAAAGUUUUCAUUGUCAAUCCUAGUCAAGAGGCACCUCCUGGGUUAGAUCUUGAGCGUACAUUUGGUUUGUCUCCGCUUGAUCCCUUUGAUGAUAGCAUGUUAGGCGUUUCUUUGAUAAAUUUUACAGGAUAUCAUUAUUAUUUAUUGAAUGAUAACAAUAUACUUUUAUUUGAUUAUGGACAUGCUUCUCAUCUUGUUCCAAUGGCACACGCAAUUUUAACAAAAUCUUUCGUUCUUGAUAACCAGAUAGUUUGCUCAAAUAGCAACUUUCUGUAUCGGAGAGACGAAAAAAAAUCAUGCAUAAUAGUCAACAAUCUCAACACAGGACACUUUGUUAACAAGGAAUGUUUUGUUAAUGGCAUGGUCGCCUUAGAAAAUGGAGUCAUUUUGCUUACGACAAAAGCUAUUCCUGAGCUUUGGAAUAAUGAUUUGACAAAACUUCUUUAUAGUUUCGAUGAAGUUAAAGAUAUCAUCAACAUUUUUCAGAUAUCGAAAACAAACGAAAAGUGCUAUCGGUGA
Xenia sp. Carnegie-2017 is the source of this 3102-nucleotide messenger RNA. RefSeq lists its product as uncharacterized. The record is from RefSeq and is a predicted model, not a curated record. Bases 160 to 3102 code for a protein of 980 amino acids. Lineage: Eukaryota; Metazoa; Cnidaria; Anthozoa; Malacalcyonacea; Xeniidae. Gene Ontology annotation, molecular function: protein binding. The transcript has 4 exons.